This is a messenger RNA of Mugil cephalus (flathead mullet), 3291 nucleotides long. RefSeq names its product protein shisa-2. Lineage: Eukaryota; Metazoa; Chordata; Actinopteri; Mugiliformes; Mugilidae. The coding region runs from base 825 to 1784 and encodes 319 amino acids. The record is from RefSeq and is a predicted model, not a curated record. The transcript is spliced from 2 exons.
UGUUGAAAAAAAAAGUUGGUCUGAGGGGAAAAAAAUAUAUUAACACUCAAAUAUCUUAUUAUUUUCCAAAGAAAAUGAUCAAAAACUGCAACAUUUUAUUUCAAGCGGUGGGAUUUAUUUUGAAGUCCUGAAUAGAAAGUUGUAGCUGUUGUAGGUUGCGCCCGGUCAUUCCGACAGUUUAUCACCGGUCUAUUACUGUGAGGUGUGUAUUUGCAUCUGGCUUUUAACACGCCCCCUUCACUCUAACACAAAGAUAGACCCUGCGCGCUGUAGUUCAAGACUGAGACUCGGGGGGCUGACUGACUUCUGACGCUCAACAAUGCAGACCACGCCACAAAAGUUUGAAACGGUAUCUUUACGCACGGGGCUGGUGGGGAGAGGACUCGGGGGUGACAGCAGCUGCGCGUCCAUGGAUCAGGCUACAUGUGUUGGUUUAUCUGCAUCCCAGCGGAAAGUCAUUUGAAGAGCUAUUGGAGGAGACGCGAACAACCUCGGUGCAGUGCCAAAGGAAAUCCACGAGUGUUUCCAUACAGGAUUUACCAGUGCUCUGAAAGCUUACACCUGGAAUAUAAACUAAGUUGAAGUGCAUGUAAGACCUGUGACAAUUUUAUUAUCAACAGCAUCUGCUUGAUGGUUUGUACAACUCCUGGAUAAUCACCUACGGAGGCACUUUUGGAGACGUUGGAUCUGAAUUACGCACGGGAUUCCUCUAACAAAUGACAGCCUUUACGUUCUUUUCUACUUCCCCACUUCAUCUCCGUAGUUCCCUUCACCGCAGCGAGCCAGCGUAUCACCCCCCUGACCAGGUCAGACCCAGAGAGUAAAUGCCUCUCGGUCUCUCUCCGUGCGCCAACGUGCGGCCGCGGGCCACCUGGCUGAGAAUGUGGGGAGGAGGAUUCCCGAUGUCUGUCACCGUGAUUGUGACUCUGCUCCUGGUCAUUAUUGACGUUAAAGCCAGUGGGGAGUAUUGCCACGGCUGGCACGACUCCCAGGGAGCCUGGAAGGAAGGUUUCCAGUGUCCCGAGAAGAUCGACGGAGAGGACUCGAUCAUCUGUUGCGGGAAAUGCGAGCUGCGCUACUGCUGCUCCAGCACGGACGCACGGCUGGAUCAGGGGAGCUGCGAUAACGACCGACAGGCGCAGGAGCCCGGGACGGAGAGCAAAGAGAACAAGGACUCCGGUGCAGUGCCCAUCUACGUGCCGUUCCUGAUCGUGGGCUCCGUGUUCGUAGCCUUCAUCGUGGUCGGCUCUGUGGUUGCCGUGUGCUGCUGCCGCUGCCUCCGACCCAAGCAGGAACUGUCUUCACCUGGUGCGUCUGGAGGAGGGGGCGGCGGCGGCGGCGGCGGCGGCGGCGGAGGCGGCGGCAGCGGGCGCCUCUUGGAGACCAUCCCCAUGAUGGCGAGCACCUCCAGAGGCUCCUCGUCCCGCCAGUCCAGCACGGCCACCUCGUCCAGCUCCUCCGCCCCGCCGGCCGCCCCGCGCCCGGCCCCGCCCCCCAUCAUGCGGGCCCAGGCCUCCUGCUGCCUGCCGCCCGACGCCAGCGUCUUCGUCAACAUGCCCACCAACUUCUCCGUGCUCAACUGCCAGCAGGCCACGCAAAUCAUGCCCCACCAGGGGCAGUUCCUGCACCCGCAGUACAUCGGCUACGCCCACCCCGUGUCCCACACCGCCACCUUCUUGGACCCCUCCCACGGAGGAUACAGACCCCUCCAGUCGCCCUGCCCUCCACCCACCGGUGGGUCGAGCGUCACCAGCGACCAGAAAUUCCCUCCGGUGACGGUGUGACGGGGGACCAACCUGCAGACCACUCGACCACUUUGUUGCAAAGACUUAACAUGUGAAGUUUAACCUGUGAGGGCUGCGGCAGAGACCUUUGGGCGCGCUGCCAGAGUGGAUAAAAAAAAAAAACAACAAAAAGAACAAAAAACAGACUUACAUGAAGGACUCAUAAAGCUGUUGCUGGUAGCAGGGCCUGCCCUGCUUUUUGUGUGUGGUGUGUCUGUUCAGUGCUUCAUAUGUCAAGUCAGAAUGAGCUAAGCUCUGCCUGUGAUGGGGUGAGAGGGAUGUAUAAACAUUUCUCUGGCUAGAUGCAAAGUCUAAACUGCAUCUCGGAGGGUUACACAGCCCAGAUGGGUAAUAAUGCACAGUUCACCGCAGCUCAAAUAAAGACUGCGCGGCGAUUGAGGACGAGAUUUGUUGGCUUAUAUGUGCGGGAAUGAGUGACGACCGGAUGAUUUAUAGCAGGAGACUGUAUGAAAAAUGGACUUUCGAGUUAAAAAAAAAAAAAAAAAAAAGAAUAUGACCACAUGCUGUGUUAAUGCCAUGUGCACAUCUGUGCUAUGAGUGAAUGUGAGGAGCGGUUUAUACAGUACAAUAUAUUUUUGUUUGUGUUGAAAGUAUGAGGAAGGAACGCUUGCGGAUGGAUGUUUGAAAUCGUACGCGUGUGGAGGGAUGUAGUCGAGUGAGUAACCCGUGAGUGUGUAAUGGGAAAUGCAGGUGGUGUGAUGUGAAAGGCAGCCGCGGUCUCCCUGUAGGCUAUUUAAACUGUAAUGAAGUGAACACAGGACACCGACUGUGACACUCCACCCUACUACACAACCCCACCUCCCCACUCCUCCUCCUCCUGCCACCUUGAAAGAAAAAAGAAAAAAAAAAACACACACACACACACACAAAACCCCAACUGCCCUGAGCGGAAACACACUCACAGGACCCAAAGAUGACAAUAUUCACACAAGGCUGGCUGUUAAUGUUCCUUGGAAGUGUGCGACAGAGGAGCAAGAGGCCGUUCUCUGAAGAUUACCAAGUUAAUUAUACAGCAAAAUCUCUCCCAGCUGCCCCCCUUUUUACUUCUCUCCUGUGAGAGGUGUGCGAGUGUGUAUUUAACGCUACCACAGUUCAGUGCGUUAGUACAGGCAGCUCCAGGGCAGCUAUGACUCAUUAUUUUCCACUUAAAAAAGAAAAAGAAAAAAGACAUAGAAGUGGCAGUUUUUGCUUGUUAAUCAAAUUUUUUUUUUUUAGCUGUUUUGUGUGCAGCUCAAUCACAGAGGAACAUGCAACUUGAGGAAUGUGCUGCUUCACUGAGCGUGGAGCCUGAGAUAUCACCAGGUACUGAAACCGGUGUGUGCGUGUAUGUGUGUGUGUAUGCGUGUAUGUGUGUGUGUGUGUGCAGGUCAUGACGGAUUCAUUUUAGGCUCAAUGUGUUCAGUACUUACGGUGAAAUUCAGCAAUAUGAUGCAGGUGCGACUUUUUCUAAUGAAUUUGAAAAAAAAAAAUAAACACGUUGUAAAAA